Messenger RNA from Bicyclus anynana (squinting bush brown), 1348 nucleotides. RefSeq names its product pyridoxine/pyridoxamine 5'-phosphate oxidase (gene Pnpo). Gene Ontology annotation, biological process: pyridoxal 5'-phosphate biosynthetic process; pyridoxine biosynthetic process. The record is from RefSeq and is a predicted model, not a curated record. The transcript has 6 exons. Gene Ontology annotation, molecular function: pyridoxamine phosphate oxidase activity; FMN binding. Lineage: Eukaryota; Metazoa; Arthropoda; Insecta; Lepidoptera; Nymphalidae. The coding region runs from base 283 to 1041 and encodes 252 amino acids.
AGCUUGAAGUUUCUACCGGUUUUUUAAAUUGCCUCCUUGUCCUUACAACACUAAAUUCUGAAAACCGAUGAUAAAGAUGUUAUCUCUUAUCACCAGCGGUAUCGAGCAAAAAUUCAAAAAAUAGUUUACCUUGCUAAUAAUUGUUGCUAAUGCUCAUGCUUUUGGUGUACUGUUAUCUGUUUAACUCAUGAGAAUUGCAUUGCAACAGAGACAAACUACUUCACACAGGGUUACAAACUUUAGCCUCAUAGCCUGUACUUUUACAAAUUUCAACAAUAGCGCAUGGGAACCAGGUGUUUACGGUUGUGUUUUCGUGAAAGUGAAUUACUUUUACGCAAAAUGAGCAUUGACAUUGGAGGUAUGAGAAUUAAAUACAAAGAUAAAGAUGAAACAUUCCUGGAAAAGCAUUUAGUAUCUAAAGAACCAUUUGGCCAAUUUAAAGCCUGGUUUGAAGAAGCUUGUAGCAGAAAGGAAAUCUUAGAGCCGAAUGCUAUGUGUCUCGCAACAUCAACAAAGGAUGGUUAUCCAUCAGCAAGAUUUGUGUUAUGCAAGGGAUAUGGUAAAGAUGGUUUCAAGUUCUUCACCAACCAUGGCAGCAGGAAGGCCAAAGAAAUGGCUGAAAAUCCCAACGUUGCAGCUACAUUUUACUGGGAAGUAUUAAAUAGAUCUGUCAGGAUUGAGGGUUCAAUUGAAAGACUUACUGAACAAGAGUCUACUACUUACUUUCACUCACGGCCAGUGCCAAGCCAGAUAGCCGCCUGCACUAGCUAUCAAAGUACUCCUAUUGAAUCAAGAGAUGUGCUUUGUGAAAGAGAAAGGGCCUUGGAAGCAGAGUACAUGAUACCUGGAAAGGAGAUCCCUAAACCAACAUUUUGGGGUGGCUACAUUAUUCGUCCUAGAUCGGUUGAAUUCUGGCAAGGACAAAGAGAUAGACUGCAUGACAGGAUCAAGUUCAGGAAACUAAAGGAAGGUGAAGCACCUGAUAAUAAACUGUUACAUGAAGGUGAAGAUGGAUGGGUCUUUGAAAGACUGUCUCCAUGAUUUCAUAGCAGCAAUGUAGAAUGUAGCAAAUAACGACCAGCACUCAGUAAGAAUUUUCAAUGUAUGACAAUAGUUUUGGUCGUACAACACAGCAAUAUAAAAUGUACCAACUAUUUGUAUAUACUUGAAUUUUUUCUUUUUAUAAAAUUAUUAUUAAUUUUGUAGAAAAUUUUAUAGACACAAUCAAAAUUUUUAUUCUUGCUUGUUAUAUUAUUCUUGUAUCAUAAUUGUCAUUCUUUUAAUUAAAUAAAAUACAAUAAUUUAAGGGUAAAGGUUUUUAUGAAUAAAUAAAUUAAAUUUAAAAUUA